Chenopodium quinoa (quinoa) is the source of this 1660-nucleotide messenger RNA. Its product is annotated as E3 ubiquitin-protein ligase RNF170-like. Gene Ontology annotation, molecular function: ubiquitin protein ligase activity; metal ion binding. The record is from RefSeq and is a predicted model, not a curated record. The transcript is spliced from 5 exons. The coding region runs from base 746 to 1315 and encodes 189 amino acids. NCBI's taxonomy places the organism in Eukaryota, Viridiplantae, Streptophyta, Magnoliopsida, Caryophyllales, Amaranthaceae.
AGCUAGCUUGACGGAACCAAUUGACUUAUGUAUUGGAUUACAACUUGAGAGAAAUCGCGGAUAUCAUAUAAAAGCACCACAUAACUUUCAAGACGGAAGUUAUCCGAUAGAUGCUCUAUUCAUGCCUGUUCGAAACGUGAAUCAUAGUAUUCAUUCUUAUGGAAAUGGGAAUGAAAAACAAGAAAUACUUUUUCUCGAAAUAUGGAGAAAUGGCAGUUUAACUCCAAAAGAAGCACUUUAUGAAGCCUCCCGGAAUUUAAUUGAUUUAUUGAUUCCUUUUUUACAUGCAGAAGAAGAAAACUUAGAUUUAGAGGACAAUCAGCCCAAAGUUUCUUUCCCCUUUUUUACCUUUCACAAUAGAUUGACUGAAAUACGGAAAAACAAAAAAAAAAUAGCAUUGAAAUUUACUUUUAUUGACCAAUUAAAAUUGCCACCUAGGAUCUACAAUUGCCUCAAAAAAUCCAAUAUACACACAUUAUCGGACCUAUUGAAUAGCCCUCUAUAAAACAGAAAGGAAAAAAAAAAAAAAAAAAAGGAGAACACUUAAAUUGGGCCACCGCCUACAAAUCAGUAUUUUAAUUAAUUGGAUUUAGACUUCAAAUCACACGACGCAUUAAAUUGAUGAUUGUGAUUUUACUUAGCAAUGAAGGAGAGAAACCCAGAGUCAAAUACCAAGAAAUAACUAAGAAAAUUAGAAAAUUUUCCAUUUUAAGAGAAAAAUUUGGUUGAUUGACAAAGAGAAAAAAUGGAGGGAGAUGGUCCACCUGUCAACGAUUGCUGUACGAUUUGCCAUGAUAACUUCAGCAUUCCUUGCCAGGCUAAUUGCUCUCACUGGUUUUGCGGGGGGUGUAUUUUACGAGUUUGGGAUCAUGCAUCAGCACUGCGACCAUGCUUAUGUCCUUUGUGUCGCCGUCCCAUUAGUUUGUUAAUACCUACUGAAUCUUCCCGGGAACAAAGGGCUAAUCCAGAAGUUGCAAAUAUUAUAGGGAGGAUUGAAUUAUAUAACCGUCAAUAUGGUGAACGAUCCAGUGAUCUCAUGCAGAGAUUGCGAGACCUUCCCUUUCUGCUUCGAAGGUUAUUGCGUGAUUUGAUGGAUCCUCAGAGAUCUCUGCCAUUUAUAAUUAGAGCUCGAAUUUAUUUGGCAGUGUUUUGCAGUGUCAUAUAUGUAUUGAGCCCCGUGGACAUUAUUCCUGAAGGAGUACUUGGGAUCAUUGGCCUUGUGGAUGAUCUGAUCCUGGUACUUAUCUGCUUUUUGCAUGUAGCUGCCCUAUAUCGAUCUGUUCUUGUUUUUCGUCAUGGUACUCAUGGAGGCUAAAGAGAUUUUUCAUCAGCUUUUAUUGCUCAAGCCACAAAAAUACAGUUGACGCCAUCCAUUUUUGAUUCAUAGCUUUACAGCUCUUUUUAUUUUGUCGGUGUAGUUUGUAAGAUUUUUACUGUGGUUUUGAAAUUGUAUCAGCAUCCGCUUUGCCCCUAAACGUUCAUAUAACAAGUUCCCAUUAAUCACAUAGUUUCAGUUUUCAACUUGUCAAAUUUGUCUGUGUCUGGCUCAUAUGUAUCAUUGUACUCCUUCAGGAAGGACCGCAACAAUUAUCUUGGUAAUUGAUAUAAUCCAGGUGACAUAUUAGUACAAUGUGACAACAAUGUGACUUCCAGACGACAA